Ectocarpus siliculosus is the source of this 914-nucleotide messenger RNA. The record is from the annotation of a GenBank genome assembly. Lineage: Eukaryota; Phaeophyceae; Ectocarpales; Ectocarpaceae.
UCUGUCCUUGCUUGCUGCCUGCAACGCUGUACGUCACGUUGAGGCACACAAUAAAAAUCAUGGACGGAUUUCAUAGCCAGAAGAAGAGUUUGCGGCGGCUGACAAUGCAUACGCUGGUGGGAUUUCUCAGUUGUCAUGAUGGAACGGCUUUCGUCCCUGCGGCACAUAUGCUGGGCGGCGGGAUGUCGGCUAUCCGCAGCACCACCAGCAGGUUGACGUUCCCAGCCCACCGAUCACCACCCGGCAUGACCACCAGCGACGGCGGCCUCCACCACGAUGACAAACAAACGGGGGAAGCAAAAACAUCAGCCUGGUCAGGAGCCUGCCGCACCGCGGCCGCAUGCCUGGCAACCGCCGCCAUCCUGUCCUCCUCUCUACCAGCAGGUGCCGCAUCGGGCAGCCGCGGUGUUCGUCAUCAUCUGGACGGCGGACGGGGGAGCUCACCGGCGAACGUAUUGAUGGUGCUGGCCGACGAAGGGGAUUUUUCGUCGGCGGACGGCAGGGCCGACGUGAGCCAGCUGGUGUUGGAGCUGAAGAAGGCGGACAGGCCAGACACGCUGCUCAACUCGAUGGUGAAGAUCAACGACGUGGUGGACUGGGACGAGGACGGGGUGUUGGAGAACCCUUUCGCGGCAGAGAGCAUCGUCAAAGGCUUGAUUGACAAGCGGAGGGCUGGGGGGGAGGCAUGGGAUAGCAACACAGAGACUGCCUUCGGCAUUCUCAAGAGAAAACUGGACCCUUUCAACGUGGUCCUGCUCCGGCCGUACCUCAAGAUUGCGCCGUUCUUGGGAGGCGCGUACUACCUGGCCGUGUUCUUCGUGCAGCAGAAGUUUAGAGGCUUCUUCCCGUAUGCUUACUUCGGGGCGGUGGCGGUCUUCGUCGCCCCGGCGCUCAUCGUAAUCCUGGCGAAUUGA